Molecule: messenger RNA, 2565 nt
Organism: Girardinichthys multiradiatus
Lineage: Eukaryota; Metazoa; Chordata; Actinopteri; Cyprinodontiformes; Goodeidae
Product: transmembrane protein 182-like
Exons: 5
Coding region: 156-905 (249 amino acids)
Cellular component (GO): membrane
Source: RefSeq, a predicted model, not a curated record
UCCCAGUUCCCUGCAUGCCAGGGAGUGGCUGGGCCAGCCUGACUGCUCUUUAGAGACCAGGGCAGAGCAGAGGAUUUAGGUGGACACUAUUGAGAACCUGAAGAAUUCAGGCUCUGGAGCGAAGGGACGGAAAAAGAAGGUUCAAGGUUAAGAAUAUGAGAAUAGGUGCUGCAGCUUUGGCUGGGGGGAUUUUUGGGAUAGUGGGUACCCUGUGUUUCCUCGUGGCUUUCAGUACAGAUUAUUGGCUGGUAGCCAGAGAAAACUGUGGAUCAUUUCUACAGCCCACCAAAAUCACCCCAACACAGGACAAAGACGCUAACAGGACACAGAUCCAGUUCGAUGAAGCUGCGACUACUUCAUGGCCCAUUGUGCAUCAUGAGGGAUUUUUCUGGCGCUGUAUGUUUGCUGCAGAACCCUCGACGCAGGCGGUCCUGGUCACGUUCUUCACCAACCAGCCAGGGUUUAAGAUGUGCAUCCAUGGUUACCUCUUCCCCCUGCCAGUUGCACUUGGAGAAGUUCCUGAUCCAAUCUAUGACGCUACUGCAGUGUUCCGUGGAUUCUGGACUGUUCUGAUCAUAGUCGGGCUGGUCUCUGCUCUGACUGGAGGCUUGCUGCUGGUCUGUGGUGCUCCCUUCAUCAGCAAUAAACUUUACAAGUUGGGCGGAGCCUUCUUCAUUGCUGCUGCCUGCUUGUUCCUGUUCAUGCUUCUGCUCUUCGUCCUGUGGAUGGAGGUGGUGGAUGUGAAGCGUUACGUUCUGCAGGAGAGGGGAGAAUCUUGUCCGGAUGCAGAGGUUUCCGUACUCUACGGUCUUUCCUUCAUGGUGGCGGUUGCUGGCAUUCCUCUAGAGGUCUUAUCUGGGCUGCUCUUCAUGCUGGUGGGCCGUGCAUUGCGUGCCAGGAGAUGAGCUGUGUGACUGGCCAGACUGAAGAGAAGAGACAGACUUACUUAUGGUGCUUCACUGACACUUAGCAGCUCACUUGUGGAACAUGCAGUCCCUUGCAAAAGGAUUCAGAGUUCUUGAUUUGCUUAAACAUUUGUUUCACAUUGCAACCACAUACUUAAAAGUAUGUUUUUAGGAUUUUAUAUGAUGGAGUUCCUUUUUACUGUAGAUCAAGCUGAAAGUCUUUUGGCAUAUGUCUCUAGUAGAGACACAUGGCAAAGGUCCCUAGAUGUGCAAAGCUGGUAGGGACUCUCUACUAGCUUUGCACAUCUAGAUUGAAAUAUUGAAAGAUUGAAAAUCUUUCUGAUUCUUUUUGCAAAGGAAAAUAACACAAAGUAGAGAAUAACUAUCAAGUGGAAGGGAAAUAAUACAUGGUUUUAUAUAUGUAAACAUUUUACAAAUAAUCUAAACAAAUUGCCCCAUGCACUUGUAUUCAGUCUCUUUUAUUGGUAAUAAAAUACAGUGUUACCAGUUACAUUCAGCCAAAUUUGUAACAAGUGUAUGUAAAUUUAAUCUCAGUAUAAAUAUACUACAUGGUGCUGUGUAAUCUGAUAAUCAUUUACAGUUUUUUCUUGUUUUUUGUUGUUCUUAAUCAUUCUGUUAAAAUAAAUUUAAAAAACUGUUAUUUAUGGGUGAAAGAAACAAACCAUCCAUCAAAUCUAACUCAUGCACAAGUCACCAGGUGAAUAAAGAGUAAAGAUGUCUAUAGUGAAAGAAAUGCUUCACUGGUUAUCCAAGGUGGUCUUGUGUGAGAAUGCAGGUUUAUGAUUUAAUUAUGUACACAGACACAGUUGGAGUGCAUAAAAACACCUUAUGUUGCAUUCACUUGAAUUCUUUGCAAAGUUUAAUGUUUUUGUUGUUGUCAAUAGGGAAAGCUUUUAUCAUCUUUAAGCUUUUAGUUUGACUACCAUGAGAAUUUUUCCCUGACUCUCGAUAUUGUGAUCACACUGGCAACUGUCUACUGUAAGUAAAGCACUAACAACUCAACUACUCCACCUAAGUCCUCUAUUAAAUUAUGUUCUUGAAUGCAUAAAGCAGGCAUAAAUAUACUGUUUAAAGCUCACCGUAAAAUUCUUAUUCAAGGUGUUUUUUUCCUUCAGAUCUUGUGUAUAUGUCAAUGACAAAUUUAUGGUAUUUGACUUAACAGAUAGAAAACACCCACCAAACCUGAUCUGAGGAGGCAGGAUUACAGCAUGACAGAAAAUACAAACAAAGGAAGUAAAAUGCCAUGGCAUGCACUCACCGCUUUGCCAAAAAUGGCAGCUAUCAUAGGUUGUCACUAGUGUUCUCUGUUUACACCGCAUGGAGACACUGGGAAUGUAAGAUAAUCAAAACCUACCCUUGGUCACUUCCGUUUUUUUAAAGUCUGACAGGUUCAUUGAGGUAGAGUGAAAUAAUUAGCGCAGAGAUCCGCUGUUGUUUUGGAAAUUAUUUCAGAAAACUAACCUGUCAUCCAAAAUAUAAUGUGUAUUUGCACAAAACCUAAUUGGAAAUUCCAUGUGUCUGUGUUUGUAGUCCACUUCUCAUUUAAAUGUUUCACAACACAACAAAACUGUCAAUUCAGUUUUAAAUACCUCUCGAUAACUUUGGGUCUUCUUCACAAAUAAACAACUUCCAUACCAUA